AUGCUAAUAUUCAAAAAUGCUAAUAUUCAAAAACUAAAUCUUGCUCUCACUUUAAAUACUGGUCAGAAUUUUCGAUGGCGAUUAAUCGAUUCGAAUAAAUGGCUUGGUGUGAUUUCCAAUCUUUAUGUGGUCAUUCUGGAACAAUGUGACCAAACCAUUGGCUACGAAGUUAUCAAUGUUGAUCAUGUUAUCAGUACCUGGCCAGCAAAAGUUUCGACGAAAAAAAUCCACAAUUCUUUUCAUAAUCAACUUGAACAUUACUUUCGAUUAGAUAUAGAUCUCGAUCAUCUUUAUGAUCAUUGGUCUCGAUGUGAUCGUCAUUUCCAUCAAAUAAGCAGCCGUCUAAAAGGCAUACGUCUAUUACGUCAAGAUAUUGUCGAGAAUGUUUUCUCUUUUAUUUGUUCAUCGAAUAACAAUAUUCAACGAAUAUCAAAGAUGGUGGAAACUUUAUGUCGACAAUAUGGUACCAAACUUUUUAGUUCCCACGAUCAAUCAAUCAUCACAGAGGAUGUAUAUUCAUUUCCGGAAAUUUCUACACUUGUCGUUGGUGAUCAAAUCGAACGUCAACUACGUGAACUAGGAUUUGGAUAUCGUGCUCGAUUCAUUUGUCAAACUGCUCAACAAAUUAUGAAUCAAAGCAAUCAGAAUCCAGAAGAAUGGAUCAAACGGUUAACUCGAUCUUCCUAUGAAGAUGCUCGCCAGUUGUUGAUGUCAUUGCCAGGCAUUGGUGCCAAAGUAGCCGAUUGUAUCUGCUUAAUGUCUCUUGGUUUCACUGACUCAGUGCCGAUUGACACACAUGUACUGCAAUUGACAUCCAAACUUUAUGCAAAUGAAAAUUCAUCAUUCAAAAUGACAAAAUCAUCAUUAACUGCCAAAAAAUAUGCAGAAAUUGGAGAUUUUUAUCGUCAAAAAUUUCAAUUACACCCUGGUUGGGCCCAGACUGUGCUAUUCUGUUCGGAUCUGAAACAAAAUUCGCAUCAAAAAAUCAAAAAAACAAGAUUAUCCAGCAAUGAAAAAAAAUGACAAUAGAAAAAGAAAUUGAGCGUCAAAAAGCUUGAUGAAAACUGAAAAUCGAAUGAUUUUGUU
Molecule: messenger RNA, 1086 nt
Organism: Dermatophagoides farinae (American house dust mite)
Lineage: Eukaryota; Metazoa; Arthropoda; Arachnida; Sarcoptiformes; Pyroglyphidae
Gene: Ogg1
Product: 8-oxoguanine DNA glycosylase
Biological process (GO): base-excision repair; nucleotide-excision repair; base-excision repair, AP site formation
Cellular component (GO): nucleus
Molecular function (GO): 8-oxo-7,8-dihydroguanine DNA N-glycosylase activity; damaged DNA binding
Source: RefSeq, a predicted model, not a curated record